This is a messenger RNA of Crotalus tigris (Tiger rattlesnake), 4306 nucleotides long. RefSeq names its product lin-7 homolog C, crumbs cell polarity complex component (gene LIN7C). Lineage: Eukaryota; Metazoa; Chordata; Lepidosauria; Squamata; Viperidae. The record is from RefSeq and is a predicted model, not a curated record. Gene Ontology annotation, cellular component: cell-cell junction; synapse; basolateral plasma membrane. The coding region runs from base 90 to 683 and encodes 197 amino acids. Gene Ontology annotation, molecular function: L27 domain binding. The transcript is spliced from 5 exons. Gene Ontology annotation, biological process: protein localization to basolateral plasma membrane; neurotransmitter secretion; maintenance of epithelial cell apical/basal polarity.
CAGUCCUCGCGUCAUUUAAACAGCAACGCCUCCCGUCGACGUCACUUCCGCACGAGCAGCUGAGGGCAGGAGAGGAGGUGGAGGGGAAGAUGGCGGCCUUGGGGGAGCCAGUGCGGCUGGAGCGAGAUAUUUGCCGAGCUAUUGAGUUGCUGGAAAAGUUGCAAAGGAGUGGCGAGGUACCCCCUCAAAAAUUGCAGGCUUUACAAAGGGUCCUUCAAAGUGAAUUUUGUAAUGCAGUAAGGGAGGUAUAUGAACAUGUGUAUGAGACUGUGGACAUAAGCAGUAGCCCAGAAGUGAGAGCUAAUGCUACAGCAAAGGCUACUGUUGCUGCUUUUGCCGCCAGUGAAGGUCAUUCACAUCCCAGAGUCGUCGAACUUCCCAAAACAGACGAAGGGCUUGGAUUCAACAUCAUGGGUGGCAAGGAGCAAAAUUCUCCAAUCUAUAUAUCCCGAAUUAUCCCAGGUGGUAUUGCUGAUAGACACGGGGGAUUGAAGCGUGGAGACCAACUUCUUUCUGUAAACGGAGUGAGUGUUGAAGGGGAGCACCAUGAAAAAGCUGUAGAAUUGCUCAAAGCAGCUCAAGGAAAAGUUAAGUUGGUUGUACGCUAUACACCCAAAGUCCUGGAAGAGAUGGAAUCACGAUUUGAAAAAAUGAGAUCAGCAAAACGCAGGCAACAGAAUUAAUGCUGAAUUAUAUCCAGUAUUAUAGGAAUACUGACAGCCUACAGUAGAUUUUUUUCUGGCUCUUCUGCACAUCUACUUUAUAGGGUGUUACAAAAUUCAUAUUUGGAAAUGGGGCAAGGAUUUUGCUUCUUCUUCAGAUGGAUAUUAUCUAACAGACUCAGAUGGAUGCAACUCUGCAUAUAAUUCAAGGAAAAGUAUGAUAUUUGUUCUAUUCAUGGAAACAUUUUUAGUUAAAUAUGUUCAUUUCAUUAAUAUGUUGGUCUUUUACAAAUCCUUUGAAUAUUCUAAUGUUUUCAAAAGAAAAGUUUACAUAAACAUUUAUAACUAUGUGAUUUUACAAAUACUUCUUUAAAAUUCAAACCUGUACUUAUAAAAACAAAUUUGUAAAUUAAUUAAGCUAGUUUCAGCAUUUGUAUCAUUGUUUUUCUAGUAAUUUUUUUAUUUGGCUUUAUUUAAAAGAUAAAAUCUUUAUUUUGAGUAAAAGAUAUAAUACAGAUCUUGGCACGAAAAUGUGUCAUCUUCAUGCAAAAAGUCAUAAUUGUAUGGUUAAGUACAAUUUGUAUUUUUGAUGAACAAGUUUUUAUGCAUGUUCUUGGUCAUAAUUUUAUAUUGUUAUUGACAAUUUUGACACCUAAUCUUGUUUUAUGAAUAUUUUGCAACAGGUGAUCUCUUAUUUAAAACUUCAGUGCUUAACAUCCUAAAAUCUAGCAGUAAGCAUUCCAAUAAUUUAUACCUUUGUAUUGAUUUCUAAAGAUUUAACAAAAUUGCAGAGCUUUGUACUUCUGUUGAGGAGGGUUAUAUUUACGUGCAGUGCAGAAAAAUAAUUUUUCUCUUGUAAUUCAGUUAUCUAAAUAUAGUUUACCAGUGCUAUUCUUGGAGGAUAAAACAGUUUGUGCUUCUGAUAAUUAUGAUAACUAUAUAUUAUCAUCACUGUUGGAUGUACCUUACCUCUAAGUGCUAGAGAACAUGAUCUUUGGCUAGGGAGCACAACCAGGAAAAUGAUACUGUACUGAUGUCCUGUUGUAGACUUUCCAUAAUUAUCAAGAUGGUCAGUGUGGGAAGGAAUGCUGAAUUUUCUCGAUUCUAUCAGGGUAGUUUUUCACUGAAAAAAAUGUUGAAGAUCCACUUCAGGAAUGAUUCUGAAUUAUUUUCUAAUGUUUUCUACAACAUACAAAGUUCAAUCAUUAUGCUCUUUGCUGAUUCCAGAGUGCAGCUAAAAAAACCUAAGAAAUGAUAUGAUUUUUUUUAAAAAAGUGUUAACAUUGAAAGAUACUCCCCUGUAGGAAAAGAUAACACUUAAAGAUUGUGUAAAACUGUUGGUGUGAUUCUAGACUAAAUAAUACUGAUCUGACGGGUUUUUUUUCCCCUCUAGGUAACUUUUCUGCUUUCACAGCCUUUAGUAGAAACGUUUUUCUGUGGUCUGUCUUAAAACAGGCCUAGUACCAGUAGUGUACAAAAAAGCUAUUAAUGACUACUGAACUAUUAUGAAGAAAAUGGUGGCCGGGACUAGUCUAAGCAGUCCUAUCUCUUCCUGUCAUAAUAAGCAAUGCUCUGUUUCAAAACAGCAAGAGGCUAAAAUUCUUAAAGCUGUCUCUGUCUUAAAGCAUGCACUGCCUAGCACAGGGGUGUCAAACUUGCAACGUCAUGUGACUUGUCGUGACGUAUCGCAACUUUUUUUCCAUUGCCGGCAAUGGGAUGGGCGUGGUUUUGGCAUAAUGCAUCCAGCCCAUGGCCUGGCAGUUUGACAACCCUGGCCUAGCAUGAUAAAGUGUCUUUAGCAGCUAGAGUUACAGUAUGCGGUUAGACCCCUAGGUUACCUGUGGGACUUUCAAAUGAAUGGAAACCUCAUUUGUCUUUGGUCAUUGUUAAGCUGCAGUUCUUACCAGUUCCAGUCACUGGCAGUGCUGUGUCACGUGGGGAGGGGUGUAAAUCCAGUGGUUUAGAUAUUUGGUUCUGCAUCUCUACUUUAAAAUAUCAGUUAUCAAAGAGCCUUAACAUUCUCACAAAAUUGGCACAUUGAGUUUGGCCAUUGACUCUGCUCCCUGGAAAAUGAAGACCAUUGGAUACAAUAAAUUGGAUCUUAGCUGGUUUUCUAUUUUAUUUUUCUCCAUUGCCUUUUGAUAUUUUUAAAUAAAUCAUGAAGCCACUAUCUUAAGCAUGAGGGAGGCAGAGAAUAUUCUUCUGUUUUCCUCAUAACCUCUACCUUAAAGUUUUGGUUAUGAGGUAGAGAUGUGAUCUUUGUUCUUUCCCUCACCAUUUUGUCAUCUCUCUUCAGCUUUAUUCCUUGACUGAGAUAAAAUUGUUAAUCUUCCCACCUAAAAGAAGAUUUUAAGUUUGCACCUUAAGAAUCCUUGAUAUCUAUGUAACAUUUGCCUGAGUGUCUGCUGGAUGUUAUAGUCCAGGCAUGUCAAACUUGCGACAUCACAUGAUGUCGCGCAAUAUAUCAGGCCGGUUUUGCCAUUGCCGGCAAUGGGGUGGGCGUGGCUUCCAUAUGACGCACCCGGCCAGUAGGCCGGCAGUUUGACACCCCUGUUAUAGUCCAAGGGAAUAAUUGUCUGAUAAUAUCUUCUGAAUGACUAGAACAUUGGUAAAAUAUGAAAGGUCAUAGGAAUAGUCUUUUCUUUCUAUGUCAACAUAAUCUUGUUUAAUAAGGUGAUCCUAUAAAAAAAUUAGUAGAGAUUGGUACAAGUAAUUGUAAAUGCUUUCUUGGCAUUUAGCAAUUAUGUGUUUGGAAUAAUAGAGUAGAGGUUACUGAAAUAUGAUUUUUCAAUUUGGUAAGACAGCAUUGAAUUGCAGCUGGCAGCAGGAAACAGUCUGUAGAACCAUGAGGCUUAAUUGUAUAUUUUUAUGAAGCAAUAUUAAGUAAGACCAAGCGAAAUAGUUGGGGCCAGUCAGGAAAUAAUUUAAUUUUAUACAACUAGAUUUAUGUUGGAGUUUACUAUAUUCAAGAGAAGGAUAGAAUGAGAUAAAGGCUAUUAUAAAAUGUAUUCAUGUGUUGAACACAGCAGUGUGCUUUAUUACUCUAAAUAAAUAGUUUGGAGUAGCCAGGACUGCUAUAAAGUUUUAUAAUAUUACACAAACUUACUUGGAAGUAGCAUUCAACGAACAUAAGAUUGCAAUCCGAAAAUUAGUUCUUAAGUCAGUGUUCUUUUUUUCUUUUUGGGUUUUGUGGGCUUGUCCUUAAAAAAACCAUGUGAGAUUAAAUCAUGAUUGUAGAAAAGAAUAGACAAUGACAAAAAUCUCUUGUCUUAUGAAUUAUUAACAGCAAGGAGCAAGUAAAAAGGAGUACUACAGGGCAGGACAAAAUCAUAUUCUUUAAAAUUAAACUGAAACUGAAAGAUUCACCCAAAUCUAUCUUAAUUGCUGUAAUCCAUAAUAUUUCAUAAGUGGGACCCCGUGGCAAGAUUGAACUGUCAUUUUUAAAUUCAGAUUAAAUUUACACAAUCAAGAAUCAAGAAAUUAAUGUCACUGAACACAUGCAUUGACUACACUGUAUUGACAUAUGUGCACACGCAAUAAUUUAACCAGCAAAAACUAAACACUCUGUAUAGUCAUUAUGUAUUUAUUGCUGUUGUCCACAGCCCUGUUUUUUAGGAACUUGAAAAUAAAAAUUUGAAAUUUCG